Molecule: messenger RNA, 888 nt
Organism: Pecten maximus
Lineage: Eukaryota; Metazoa; Mollusca; Bivalvia; Pectinida; Pectinidae
Product: cysteine-rich DPF motif domain-containing protein 1-like
Exons: 5
Coding region: 27-371 (114 amino acids)
Source: RefSeq, a predicted model, not a curated record
GUCACUGUGAUGCUUGAAAAUGAUCAAUGGCGGGUGUUUCUGUUCCUGACAGCGAAGAGAAAGUGAAGAUAUUUAUUUGUAAAAGAUGCAAAUUUUCAUCAUGUUUCCAAUACUUUGGAUCAAAACCUCCGUUUAUGAAAUCUAUUCUAUUACUUGAAGAAGCCUAUAUAAAGAAGGACCCAUUUUCUUCUGACGGUGGAAUUAUCACUCUUGGAUCUCAUUGCCAUCAUUGUAAACUGUCCUUCUGUUGUUCACCAAAUUGCAGCAUAUUUUACUCAAAACGGUUUUGCCUCGACUGUGUUGAGCAGAAUAUAGAUGAGUUUCCAAGGGAAAUACAACAGGAAGUUUUACGUAAACAUCAAACUGACUAGGAUGUGCCCAGGACCUUUGAAAUGGUGAUUUCUGCAGAUUCAUCAUCGCCUAAUUUGAGAUUCAAACUACCGUUAAUGGGAAUCUAGGGAUUUGUGGAAAGAAUAGAUGAGAGGAAUUGAAGGGGCUGAGGCGUUUAAACAUCGAAAGAGUGGUUAACAGGACAUGGGAAGUGACAUAUCUCAAAAUAGAGACUGCAGAACCAAACAUGGAAAGAAAUUCAGAACCUCCCCAGAUAUCGUCUGAAUUAUGAGAUAGUAAAAAACUCUUGUUCCUCUAAAAAUCAUAUUUUUUAAAAUGUAAUAUAACAGUCUGAAAGAAACUGACAAUUUUUUUUUUUUUUUGAAAACCUGUCGCCUGAAGUUGCAUGAAGUAAGAAAAUUGGAACAUUUCUCUGUUGAUAUGGUUAUUUCAUCCACAAUCGUGUAUACUAUCAGAUGUAAAAUAAAAUCAUUGUAUUUCUAUUUCUGUAUAUAUGCUGUUGCAAAGACAAUGAGAUAUAAAUAAAGAUUUUUAAUA